UUUCACUCGUUAAAAAGAAGAAAAGGAAUUUGAAAAUCUCUUUAUAGUUACACUUUUACUGGGAUUUUUAUAACUUAAAACCGAACAAUAAAAACAGAAACGGCUCUUGCAAAAUAUAUUUACCAAUAAAAUGUUUUUGGUGUAAAAUUAUUUGGGAAAAGUAAAAUUGUGCCUAAAAAUCCUUCUUUUACAAUUUACUGCAGCUUUGUUAGGAUGCAACAGAAUUCUUUUAGUUGUUUGAAUAUCAUCAGAAAUAAUUGAAAAAAAAAUCAUACUGUCCACUUAUGGCAAGCAUAAUCUUUGUUAAAGUUUCAAAAAAGGAAACAAACAAUCGUGCUUGUAUAAAUGAUGCAUUUACUGUGACAUUGUCGAUACUUAUAAAUAAACAUAUUAUUAACUACAUUAAAGAAGACGAAUUAUUUAUUAAUCAAGGUUGUUUUCUUUCAGGUGUUCAGUUUAGCAUGUCAGUGCCUUCGAUGGUACAUCGAUCAGGCAUCUCGGCUGUGCGCAACGCUGUGAGUGGCGACGCUUUCCACGAACCGACCGACGACGUCCCCGACGCCAUCGAAGACGUCGACGUCGUCGUGCCGCCUGCUGCUGCUGCUCCUCCUGCUGCCAACAACGACGACGACGACUGCGAUCGCACAAGCAGCAGCAAAGAGUUACCCGACUGCAAGGUGAGGCGCAACUACACGUGCACGAGCUGCGACUUCUUCACGCAAAAUCCGCGCAUUUACCUUUACCAUCUUCGCGAUGUGCACAGACAAAAAAUAAAAGUGUACGAGUGUCCGAAUUGUUUAUACGCGUCCAAACAUUUUCAAAAACUGCUGAGACAUUCGAGAAUGGUGCACGGUACCAGUGAAGGUGUUACUCCUACGGAAACAUCCAGAAAAUCGCGCAGACGCUCCAACGAGAACGAUCAUCUGGAAGAUGUCGCGGCUGAAAACGGCGAAGCCGAAGAAUCGUUUUUACUAACCGAAGAGCAUCUCGACGAAGACGUCGGGAUCGACGAGAUGCUCCCGGAAGACCCGGACAGGCCAGUGUUGUUCAAGUGUUCAGUGUGCGCUUUUACGAGCAGGAAUCGCGCCCAGCUCGGCAAGCACGAACGCGAGGAGCACAUCAAAACGAAGUUCUUCCGGUGUUCCAAGUGCACUUACGUGACGCAUAUCAAGGCCAGGUACACGAAACACGUGAAGUACCAUUCGAUGCCGAUGAUUAAGUGCGACAUGUGCGAUUUUCGGACGCCGUACAAGUGGAAUUUGGAUAGGCACUGCAAAAAUCACAACGGCAAAGGAGCUUUUCGGUGUUCCGCUUGCAAUUUUACCGCUGAUAUUAAGCAGAGUCUUACCGUGCACGAAAUGAACCAUCACGUUCCGCCGGUGGGUCAGGCGGCUGGACUUGGUAUCGGACGUCGCAGGAAUAAGGUGGGAGCUAGCGAUACCACUGCUGCUGAAGAAGCGGCUCAUCAGGAACCUUUCCAGAUUGACGGAGUACCUGAAGUUUCUGUUAAAGAAGAGCCUCAAAGAAGCAGACAAAAAACUAAAACAACUUCGAAAAAAUCAAAAGUGACUACUAGUGCUUGCAGUACAAACGGUGUGAUAAGUGAACAAACUCAGGGAAAAUUAUCAGAAUUUAUUCAUCCGGAUGAUAUAGUUCAACACUCUAAUGGCAAAGUGUACAUCAAAAACAAAUGUAAGCUAUGCAAUUAUAAAACUGCUUGGGACAGUGAAAUGGCCAAACACGAAAAACACUUUCACAACAUUGAUAGAGAAAUAAACGAAAAAAAGAAAACUUCUAGACCAAUUCCAAACUUGAUUCCGCUCAAUCAACAACGAGCGUUUAGCAUCAAAGAACCCAUGAUGAGUCAAAAAGAUAUUAACGAUAUUUGCAGAAGAUCAGCCAAUAGUGCCCUAAAAGACUUUGCCCCAAUAUGCGGCAGCGAAGAUGUCUUUAAAAGUCCUUCAACUUCAAAAGUACCUGAUCUCAUUCCUACUUCAAUAUUUUCAUUUACCAAUAGAAAUAAGUCGAUUGAUUUUAAACAGAAAAAUGCUUCGUUUUUCGAUCGCCUCAAGGAAAAACUAGAAAUUAAUACAGGAUGUAAUUUAAUGUGUAGUUUGUGCGGGCACGAGAGUAAGUGUUUGACUGAACAGGCCAAACACCAGAAAAUAUGUGGUAAGGAAUUGAAUAAAGUUCCUAAUAUAAUACCAGUUCAUAAUAUAAGUGCUUCGAGGUGUCAAUAUUGUAGACAACGUUGUAAAUCCAGUGCAGAUCUUUACAAUCAUUUGCAAACCUGUGCAGAAGCUAUUAAAAUGCAUAGCGACUUGGAUUUGAACGAUACUUCAUCCGAACAUGAAAAUGAACUGAAAAUUGACGAAGAUCGUCACAGUGUGGAUGAUGAAUUUGAUAAUAAACCACACCCAAUGGAAAAUAAAGUAUUCGUUUGGAAUGACAUCAUGGUCCCUAUGGAUAUUGAUGUGGACGAUUCUAAUUACGAAUAUACCGAAGAUAAACUAGACGACAAUGGUUCUUUGGAUUUGUCAAUUAGAACCCAUUCGCCUGUAAAUAGUGAAAAUAGUUAUAUUGGACAAGAAAACAAUAAUAGUAUUAAUACUAACAAUAAUUUAUCUACUAGUGUCCAACAUUCGCCUGUCCAAACAACAACACCUUCACCUUUACCACCAACCGAAAAAAUCCCAACUCACGGUAACGAUAUUUCAGUGGCUCAACACAAAAGAGUGUUCAAAUGUCCUCACUGUACUUUUUGGGCUUCGACAGCUUCAAGGUUCCAUGUACACAUUGUGGGCCACCUCAAUAAAAAACCUUUUGAAUGUUCCCUGUGCUCCUACAGGUCAAAUUGGAGAUGGGACAUAACCAAACAUAUUAAACUCAAAUCCGUUAGAGAUCAAGCGCACGAAAGCGCAAAAGUUCUAAUGACAGACGAAACAGGCCGUAGAAAUUAUACCAAAUACAACAAGUACCUUACCGAAAUACCUUUGAGCAGUCUUCAGUCUUCUAAUGAUACCAGCGGAGGCUCUGGUACCAGACCGAAAAGUCACGACAGGAAUUCUUCGCCUUCGACCAGUAAAUCGGAUAAGAAGUUUCCGACAAGUGGUGAUGUGGCACUAAUGAAAGUCGGAAAUGUUCGAUCGCCUCCAGGAUUGACUGCGGCCGAUAAACAAUUUUUGGCCAACGUGACGCAAGAAAAGAAGCGAUCCAAUUCCGAUAGCAAGAGGACCUUGUUUAAGUGCAAGAAAUGCAACUUUAGAAACGCAUCCAGAGAAAUCCUCCUACAGCACGUGAAAGGUCACUACCAACAGGACCAGCCGCUGGACCAUCACGAGCUGAUCCAGCAAGCUGUCGCAGCCGCCCAGGUAACGGUCACGCCCUCGCCCUUAGCCCUAGUAACCGGCGCUGGCUUGGCCGGACUAUUCUCGACGCAGGAUUUAAGUUUAAGGGGUACGAGUCCUGAUAGAGACGAGCGUCACUGCAGAUUGAAGCACAGCGGCGAUAUCAGAGUGGUAAGCACUAAAAACGGAGAAGAAAAAUUAGAAGUAGAAGAACAACUAGAUGAUUCAAACGACAUGGACAUACUACAACCUGGAUCCAUCAAAUGCGAAAUCUGCCCGUAUACCACGGACAACCAAGACACGUUCCAAACCCACUUAACUGGCCACCUACCCCAACCAGACAGUGCCUUCAAAUGUAUAUUUUGUAAUUUUUCUGUAGCCGACGAAAAAGAUGUAUACGACCACGUGAGACUACACGAAAUUAGCAAUUCGACUGACGCCGAUGGUAAAAAAUUCCGAUGCGUACUUUGUCCUUACGUAACCAACUCUAAAUCGCAAUAUACUUAUCACAAGCAAUUCCAUAAGGACCGUGGUGGUCAGUAUACUUGCAGUCACUGCUCCUAUAACGUCAGCAAAAGGCAUUUGUUGCAUCAACACUUGAAAGUGCACGGUAUCAAUGUGUCACUUUCAAAGCAAAACGGAAACUUUGUAGAAGUAGCUGAUCUUGGCAAUGAAGCAAUAAUUGAUGAUACUCUUGUGCCAGAUUCAAUAAUGGAUUUAUCUCAGUUUGCUGACAUACCUUUAGUUUGGGUUUCAAAAAAUGGAAAAUUUUCGAAAAUGUUCAAAUGCAGAUAUUGCCCUCAUGUGAAUUUACGUAAAGUUAAUAUACACGAACACGAAAAGAUGCAUACUGUUCGCGAGAAGAAUCCAAAUUCAAGUAGAAUGAACGAAGUAGAGCAUCGUUGCCCCGAAUGUAGUUAUCUAUGCAAUAACGCUGGUGUUUUAUCAUCUCAUUCCAAAGUCCAUCAAGGCUUAUACGGCAUAGUCCACUGCUUAGUAGAUUUAACAAAAUCCGACGAAGAGCAAAUCAGAGAGCUAACCAAAGCAUUAGGCUCAGUAGUCGAAGGUAUAGAUACUUCAGAGUUUUUGGAAGUUGAAAUGGAAGAAGUCGACCCUUCGUCGGAAAAGGUGCUCUAUUUUUGCAAAGACUGUCCAGCAAGAUUUCUCAAAGAAAACGAAUUCGUUAUUCACAGGAAUUUCCAUAACUCUAAUUUGCAAUACAAAUGCAAUCUUUGCAGUUAUGCCGCUGACAACGAGUCAUAUUUGAUGUCACAUUUAAAAAUUCAUGCUACUGAAUACCAAGAGAGAAGCAACAUCUUAAAAAGUUUCCACUCUACUAGCCCUAAUCAUCCAGAGCCUGAACUUAGGCAAAAAAUCGGCGCCAAUGGUGAAAUCGUUUGGGGUGUAGACAACACUGGCAAAAGCGAAUUGGAACAAAAAAAUAAUAUAUUAGCUUCGUUUUUGAGCAAACCUUUAAAAUCAACCGUACCAUUAUCCGGUACUGAUUUAUUUCAACAACGCUCAGAAGCCCAACAAAGGCAAAAUACCGAAUCAGAUACUUUUACUGCUGAUAACCACGCACCUGCUACUAAAAUUAAAACAUCCGAUCCUCAGUUUGGCAGCCAAAUGCAUGGUAAUCCGGAAUUUAUUUAUCAAACUUACAUAAAAAAUGGGAGAACGAAAGAAAAACGCUACAAGUGCCAUAAAUGUCCGAGUGCGUUCGAAAAACGCGAACAAUACAAAAUCCAUUUGGGACUUCACGGAUCACAGCAACGUUAUAAUUGUGAUUCUUGUGAUUAUUCCGUGAAGUAUUAUGCAAAUUUCGUGCAGCAUCUGAAGAAGCAUAAAUUCAACGAGGACGCACAGGCCGCGAAAAAAGGUACAACUGACGAAAACGACGAAAUUAUAGACGAAAGUAUGGAAGUUACUUCUGAAGCUAACACUGAAGAAUAUGGUGAUGUGUCUCCUAAGUUAACUCUAGCUGAUCAACAAAUGUUGGACAUUAUGCAAGAACGAAAUUCUAUAAGUCCUAAGGACAAAAAUCUUCUCUGGUGUGAACAUUGUCCUUAUGUAGCAUCGCGUAAAGAUGCAUUAGAAAAUCACCAAAAAAGACACGAAUGUGUCUCGGGUUUGAGAAGUGCUUACGCUUGCGAACAUUGUGAUUAUACUGUGCCACAGGCUCACUAUUUGAGAGACCAUACAAAAAUACACUUUCUACCAAAUAAAACUCCAUAUAACCAAGUCAAUGGUUAUAUGACAUGUGAUAACCUAAAGUUAACCUCAAAGAAUUUAAAGGCCAGUGAGGAUGAAAAUGAAGAGAUCAUUUAUGAAGAUGUUUUAGAAUUAAAUAAUGAUGAAGAGGAGAAAUUUAAUAAUAACAAAGGUGAAAAACGUUUAAUAAAUGUACAAACCGGGGACUUAGUUGUUAAGAAAGAUGUUAGUGAUUUAAAAGUAGAGGAAAAUAAUUUACAAAUGGGAGUAAAUUAGUCAAAACUUCUAGUGAUCAUAAUUUAUCCGUUAAAUAACUUGAAUUACUUAAAAUAAUAUAUUAAUUAACAAUGUUUGCCUUCUUAGUCAUAGAAUAGAGUAUUUUUACAGAGUAUUUUCACACGACGGUAGCACUUUUAGCAUUAUAACAUUUGUAGUAUUAUUACCACUUUAUGUUGUUUAGAGAAAAAAAAAUACUUAUAUUUUAAUUUUUCAUAGAAAUAAUUAUUGUUUUCUUUUAGAUGGGGAUUAAUGCCAAAGCAUUUAAUGCCAAAAUUUGCCAUAAUAUUGUUGUUUAUUGUUUACACAAAUAAAAGAUUUACGAA
Messenger RNA from Ceutorhynchus assimilis (cabbage seed weevil), 6160 nucleotides. The record is from the annotation of a GenBank genome assembly. Lineage: Eukaryota; Metazoa; Arthropoda; Insecta; Coleoptera; Curculionidae.